AUGUACAGAAAACAAUGUUCACUUUCUAUAUGGCAAAGUGCUCUUUUCAGCAUUGCUACCGAAACUAUUAUAGUCAGACAUUCAAGGCUUGAAGCUUAUUUAGAAAUUGUAAGAAAAGAGCUACUUACUAGGAGUUCACCAGUCACUCCAGCGACAGCUCUUUCAACGUCAAUGAUAACAUCUGAUACAUCAACAACACCAAGUCACCAAUCGCCGUCGUCAUCGUCGUCAUUAAAUGAUUUGGCAGAUAUUUUAAUUCAAAAACUUGACAGAUCAAAAAUUUUUCCUCCACAUCUUAAUAAUCCCGAGCAGUUAAUGAAUUUGACACGUAGGAGCGAUGAACGUCCUCCAAGACCUCCAAAUGGUUUCCUGUUAUGUCGUAAAAAUGUACAUCAAGAAGCAAAAAUAAAUGGGAUAUGCAACAUGAGAGUAAUAAGUAAAGUUAGUGCAACCACGCUACCUUAUUUUCAUCCAAACCAUCAUCAUUAUCCUGGACAUCACCAUCCAAACCAUCACCUUGUAAAUCAUCACACUAGUCAUCAACAACUCAAUCAUCACUCUCUUAGUCAUCACUCGCUCAAUAAUAAUAAUCAAAAUCAUCACCAAUUAAGUCAUCACUCACCUCUUCCUCAUCUUCCUCAUCUUAAUCACCCUCUUCCACAUUCGCAACAACAACUUAAAAACAUCACGAAACAUCACACCACCAACAAUCACAUUAAUCAUCAUCAAUCACCAUCUUCUUCUUCUCAUCAUCAUCCAUACGCUAAUCAUCAUCAUCACCAUCAUCAAUUUAUACCAUCAUCAACAACAGUGGCUACGAAUAAUAAUAAUACACUUUCGCCAAUAAUUUUCACCUGA
Messenger RNA from Entrophospora candida, 858 nucleotides. The record is from the annotation of a GenBank genome assembly. NCBI's taxonomy places the organism in Eukaryota, Fungi, Glomeromycota, Glomeromycetes, Entrophosporales, Entrophosporaceae.